This is a messenger RNA of Rhipicephalus microplus (southern cattle tick), 1466 nucleotides long. RefSeq lists its product as uncharacterized. The record is from RefSeq and is a predicted model, not a curated record. Lineage: Eukaryota; Metazoa; Arthropoda; Arachnida; Ixodida; Ixodidae.
AACAUGCUGUCGUGGAUGAUCAGCCGCAAGCGGGAGCUCGACCUGCAGGAGCAGGCCAUGCGCCGCGAGCAGGAGGCCAACGCCCUCGAGUACGAAAUGAAGAGGCGGGCACUGCAGCGGGACCUGCAGGACCGGAGGAGGUUGGCCGCUGCUCGGGGUACCGUGCUCUGCAUCGUGGGCUGCGGUCUGGCGCUCGGGGCGCUGGGCGUCGCGCUCACCACCGUCGGCGUUCUGCUUAGAGGGGGACCGUGGAAGGCUCCCUGCAUUGUGGCUGGACCGACGUGCAUCGUCAUGGGAUUCCUCGUGCUCCUGCUUUCGGUCGAGACCAUCAUCAAGUGCCGGCGCGCCCAGCGGUUCCAGCAGUCCGACUCCAAGGAGACCCUCCUGGAGCGGGCCCUGCACAAGGCCACGGGAAAGACGACCACGAAAGACACUAACGUGGACGACGCGACGCCUAGCAAGUCCGGGAGGGUCGCCCCAGGCACCAGUGGUAGCGGCGGUGCCUGCGCAGCGGGUGCCUGUGCGGGCACGGGAGCUAACACCUUACUCCUGGACCCCCAACGACUGGUCGAGCCCUUACAAGUUGAAGAGGGAGCCGCGGACACCUAGCCCAGGGCACCGUAUGGCUGAUGACGAUUCAUAGUGCUCCGUGGAGUUCGUGCCGCCGGAGUGCGUGUCUGAGAUCGUUUUCAAAACACUGCACGCCUGAGCCUGGCCAGCCAUGAGCCUCAGAGACAGCCAACCACCUGCUGCUGUUCCAACAUCUCAGAGACUUGUAGGGGUGUUCUGCGGAUGGCCUAGGAGGCGGUUCUCGAGCGGAGGUCUACAUGUGAAACUGCGGAUGACGAUUAGCGUGCCGUGGUUUCUCAAUACUAUGAAACUUGACGAAAUCCGUUUCGAAGUGCACAAGGUACUACUUGAGGCACCGGUAGCCGCUUGCCUGUUAAGACAUCCCGUUGAAGGCGUCCAGACGUCCUUGUGGAGGUCUUGAACUUCGUCGUGAGUGUCGUUCUCCCUGCCAAUUGGCGACGGUUUUCUUGCUGCCUUACGGCUCUAGCCCUCACGGAUAGCGAAUUCGUCCGAGACGUCCCCUCGAAGGCAUAUGUGCACAGUGAGGACGCGCCUUCGAAUGUGGCCCUACGUCAUGGGCAAAAUACCACUCAACUAUACCGGCUCCGUGCCUUCCUUACUGGCGGAAAAGUUCUACUGGACUUUUUUUUUAAAGAAGCCAGCUGUCAUUCGGAUUACCACUUAGCCGUCUACGUCUGUGAGUGUUAUACGUUGUGAAGAGCGGUAAUCCCAUCCCAGUUUAGCAGUGCAGUGAGCGUGGUAGUGCCGCUGUGAGCGAAACUGCGAAAGCGCUCCUCUACGUCACCCAUCUUCGCCACGUUUUUUAAAUGUGAAAACGACGACAUCCCAAGUCAGCACACCUGGUACGGAAAAUAUGUGGGUGAUAUCACUAUCCG